Nicotiana tabacum (common tobacco) is the source of this 1527-nucleotide messenger RNA. Lineage: Eukaryota; Viridiplantae; Streptophyta; Magnoliopsida; Solanales; Solanaceae. The record is from RefSeq and is a predicted model, not a curated record.
CAUACCAGAGUCCCAUAAAAUCCCCUAUAUAACACAGUUCGAUAGAAUCCAUGCUUCUUCCUCCCAUUACUCGAUCUUUCUCAUUCCACUCCAGGUUCAGGAGACUAAUUUGGUCGAAGUGCAGAAAUUCACAAAUGGGUCCCGAAAAUCUGAGUCUAAUUGAUAAAAGACAUCGUGCAAGUUUUCGGCUAUGCAACGUUUCAGGUUAUAAGACGGAUCUGCUGGAAAUUUAUGCCAAGGACCCAAAGUUUCAUGUCUUGUUUAUUCCUGGAAAUCCAGGUGUUAUCUCGUUUUAUGUUGAUUUUCUGGAAUCACUCUAUGAUCUGUUGGGUGGAGCUGCAUCCGUGACAGCAAUCUCGCACAUUGGUCAAACAGAAAAGAAUUUCUCCGUCGAUUUUGGUGAAAAUACCCAAAAUUGGUUGACGAGAUCCGAUAGAGAUCCCACACCCAUACCCACGUCGUGUCAACAUGGGUGUGGCACCGAAAGUGAAGAGUCCGAGCAACUUAGCUAUGAAGGUUUAAGCCAUGUGUCACAGCCUACCUGCGCUUUGACAAAGCUCUGCCUUGUUGAACACCGUCAGGCUUAUUUAAUUUAUUUGGCCACUUAUGUCAUUUCAGCAAAUGAAGCUAUCUAUAGUAUUGAAGUUGCUCAGUUAACUAGAUCAUGGAAUCGAAAUUGGGAGCACGGAAGGCUGUUUUCACUGCAAGAACAAACAGAUCACAAGCUGAACUUCAUAGAGCAUGAGCUUCAGGAUGUUGAAGUUCCUCUAGUACUGGUUGGUCAUUCUAUUGGCUCAUACAUAUCUCUGGACAUUGUGACAUACUGCAUUUGCUUGUAUCCAUUUCUAGCUGUAAACACCAAGUCUUCAACACAAGCUAUUAUUAAGAAGAUUGCAGUAUCUCGCACUUUAUGUACGGGCCUAAGCUCACUUGCAGCAAUUCUGGCACUAUUACCAGCCUGGAUCUCCAGAUUUCUGGUGAAAAAAUCUGUGGGGAAGUCCUGGUCCCCACCUGCAGUGGAGGCUCUCUGUAAACAUGUCCUCAGGUACCAUACCAUUCAGAACAUUCUAUACAUGGCAAUGACCGAAUUUGAAAAGCUUUCUGAGGUACCUGAUUGGUCAUUUAUGAGGGAAAAGAAAAGUCAGAUGGCAUUUUUGUUUGGCGUCGACGAUCACUGGGGUCCCUUACAUAUUUAUGAAGAGAUCUCCAAUAAUGUUCCAGGUGCUGUCCUAACAGUUGAACAAGGGGGUUAUACUCAUGCUUUUUCUUGCACGGAGGCUGGCUCGUUAUGGGUAGCUCAGCAUGUUUCUGGCUUAAUCAAGAAUUAUUUAUCAAAAUAGACUCCCAGUAGCCAUUUUGAGUACACUUCAUUAUUGGCCGAAAGGUCAAAAAAGAUGUAAGAGUGAUAAUAACAUAAUCUUAUUGAUGUGUCACAUAUUAAUUACAUUUUCUUUUUGGUGUGGAGUACGGCAAUUAUUGUGUAAGGAGUGGUAUAAAAACUAGAAGCAAAUUUAGGAUUUAAAUUCA